This is a messenger RNA of Cuscuta campestris, 2200 nucleotides long. The record is from the annotation of a GenBank genome assembly. NCBI's taxonomy places the organism in Eukaryota, Viridiplantae, Streptophyta, Magnoliopsida, Solanales, Convolvulaceae.
GUGCUCUCUCUGUGCUUAAAUGAAACCACCACCCCCCCUUUUCUCCUCUUUCCCAGAUAGAAUUUCCCACUCAGGAACCCUAAUUUUCCUUGUUUUCCUGCACUCUUUCUUCUCCUGAAUUAUGUGUUGCAAAAUAAUCUGAAUCAAAGCUCAAAGGCUCCUGAAUAUUGUGAUUUAGUAUGAUGGUUUUGUGGGCUCUCUCUUGACUUCGUCCGAGAUUCUCCUUUCCCACAAUAAAUUGGCUCAGAUGGGGUGAAGAACUGGUUAAGGGCGACAUCUAAUUCCACUUAAGUGCAUCUAAGAGCAAUGGCCACCUUCUCUGGUACUAGUGAAAUUACAGAGGCAGUGGAAGACUCAGAUUCUGUAUCUGAAAUUGGCGAAAAUGUGCGAAAAUGGAACGCGAUGAAGAUAGCACAGAGGUAUUUUAUCAAGCAAGACAUUGAUAAGCUUUUUGAGGCAAUAGAAAUAAAGAGUUCCCGAAAGGAUGGAUUUCAAAGGAGUGCAAUGAAAAGACCAAUGGGACCUUGUGGUUCUCCUCAACCAUCAGGAAUCGGAAUUUCCGAACCCGUGAGUUUGAAGCAAGCUUUUAGAGGAUUAUGCAUUUCUCAUGCAUCAGAGAUAGCUUCUAUGAAGAAACAGUUGUCAAGAGUUGGCAUUGUUCCUCUUUCGCCCCCGGAAGACUGUGAACCCCCAAAAUUGGUGUCUCAACAGUGUGAGACAUCUAAACUUCCAGACACUUCGAUUUCUAAGGCAGGCCCCUGGUUGAGCUGUAGUAUUGCUAAAACAAGAAAUGCCAUUACCAUACCUGAUAAAGGGUCAAACUCAAAGAGUAGUAUUGGGGAUUAUAGCAGAACUGCUAGCUGUAGUGAGGAAAGCUCUUAUCUCAGUGGAUAUAAUCGGAGUGGAUAUAGGCCUCACAUGUCAAAAGAUUUAAGAUGGGAAGCCAUUCGUUGUGUUGAGAAGAGGCAUGGAAGUUUGGAGUUGAGGCAUUUUAAAUUCCUCAGAAAGAUUGGUGGUGGUGAUAUUGGAAGUGUUUACCUGUCUGAACUAAUCGAUACGAGCUUCUUGUUUGUCAUGAAGAUUAUGGAUAAUGAGUUUUUGGUGAGCAAGAGGAAGACAUCAAGAGCUCAAACGGAAAGGGAAAUAUUGGAAAUGCUAUAUCAUCCCCUUCUCCCCACACUAUAUGCCCAUUUCACCACGGAUAAAUUCUCCUGUCUUGUGAUGGAAUACUGUCCAGGCGGUGAUCUGCAUGUUCUCCGUCAAAAACAACCAAACAAUACUUUCUCCGAGCCAGCAGUUAGAUUCUAUGCUGCUGAAGUUCUUCUCGCCCUGGAGUACCUUCACAUGCUUGGGGUUGUGUAUCGCGAUCUGAAACCAGAAAAUACAUUGGUUCGAGAAGAUGGCCAUAUAAUGCUUAUAGAUUUUGAUUUGUCCCUUAGAUGUGGGGUGAAUGACCCCAAACUGCUCAAAUCAUCAUCUCGUGUUCUCGGGUCCCCAAAAAAGACGUCCAGCCCAUGUUCAGAAUCAAGCUGCAUACAGCAACCUUUCUGCCUCAAUCCACCCUGGCAAGUAUCUUGCUUCACCCCCAAGUCAAAAGCCACCACUGGCUCAGAAGCCGGGCAAGUGUCCCUACUGCCACAGCUUGUGGUGGAGCCCACUGCUGUCCGUUCAAACUCCUUUGUUGGAACACACGAGUAUCUGGCUCCCGAGAUCAUCAAAGGAGGACAUGGAAGUGCUGUGGAUUGGUGGGCUUUUGGAGUGUUCAUGCACGAGCUUCUCUACGGGAGGACUCCUUUCAAGGGUAGCACAAACCAGGACACUUUGGACAAUGUGGUGUCACAAGGACUCAAAUUCCCUGAGAAUCCAAUGGUAAGCUCUAAUGCGAGAGAUUUGAUGGGACGGUUGUUAGAGAAAGAGCCCCAGAAGAGGCUGGGAUGUUCUAAAGGCGCAACUGAGAUCAAGGGUCACUCGUUCUUCGAGGGCCUGAACUGGGCUUUGAUUCGGUGUCAAACCCCACCUGAAAUACCGGACCCAACCAACUCCCAGAAGAAGCAGGGUGAGAAAGAAGGCACAAGUGGUGAAGAGGGUAUUGUGUUUGACAUGUUUUAGCAAAUAGUAUGUUGUGAUGUUGUAUAGCAAAAAAAAGGUGUACAUAAGUACAUUGAAGUGAUGUUUUUUUUAAUGAAAGAUAUGUUCACUU